Cyprinodon tularosa is the source of this 582-nucleotide messenger RNA. RefSeq names its product cytochrome c oxidase subunit 5B, mitochondrial-like. Gene Ontology annotation, cellular component: mitochondrial envelope. The record is from RefSeq and is a predicted model, not a curated record. Lineage: Eukaryota; Metazoa; Chordata; Actinopteri; Cyprinodontiformes; Cyprinodontidae. Gene Ontology annotation, biological process: mitochondrial electron transport, cytochrome c to oxygen. Bases 2 to 442 code for a protein of 146 amino acids. The transcript is spliced from 4 exons.
CAUGCGCAGGACGGGUCCUGCUUCUGGUGACAACCAGGAAGUGAAACAGCAGCAGAAAAACAUGGCUUCCAGGUUACUGCUUCGCAGCGCGUUCAGAGCCGCAACCAGCCGGCCGGUUGCCCGGACUCCCGCUGCUGUCCGAGGGAUGGCUGCUGGGGGUAUUCCCACUGAUGAGGAGCAGGCCACCGGGCUGGAGAAGAUCAUCAUGAAGGCCAUGAAGGAGGGAGCCGAUCCUUACAAUAUGAUGAAGCCAAAGACGUAUGCUGGCUCCAAGGCCGACCCCCACCUGGUUCCAUCCAUCACUGACAAGAGGAUCGUGGGCUGUGUCUGUGAAGAAGACAACACAGCAGUGGUCUGGUUUUGGCUUCAUGAAGGUGAGGUCCAUCGCUGUCCAUCCUGUGGCUCCCACUACAAGCUGGUGCCUCAUGAGCUCCCCCACUAACCUGCAGCCUGGUGCUGAUGGGGCUUCGUCCUCGUGGCUGCUGCACACUCCUGCACCAUUCAGCUCAUCUUACUGCAGCAGUCCUUCCUCUUCAAGAACAUUGGGGCUGUCAUCCCCACCCUGUGGAGCGCGUGAUGGGC